ACACACGAUCCAAAACCGAUAACGCAGGCUGGAUUGAGUCGGAAUCGUGUCGAUGUCGGAAAAGAUCGCCCGAGGGCAUCACUAUUCAUGAUGAGUUGAUAAUGUUAAUUAUUUUUCUUAACAAAUGCAUUUUCAGGGCGCUUGUGGACGAAAACAGUCUUUUUUCGAUGGCAGUGUUUUUAAUUGGGAACUUAUUGAAAAUUUCACCUUGAACUAUUGGACAAGUGCUAAUGAUUUUCAUAGAAGACAUUCUGACGCGUUCCGUUAUAGCUGAAUCGACAUUCUUCUAGAAUGAAUGGCCAAAAUAAUGGAUUAAAAGGGAGAGAGUACCAUUAAAAGUACAAUAAUGGUGAAAACAGCGGAAACAACUUUUUCAUCGUGGAGAUUAUCCACGAACGAUGUGACCGAAGAAAGUGACAGUUCUUCAAGCUGUAGAAGAGCCUCUCAAUUUUCAAAAGCAUCAAUUCAAUCUCUCCUCUCUAUGGACGAUACUAUUCUUAAUGGUGUAGUAGAAUUACAUGAUACAGAAGAUCUAGAAGUAAGCUCUAAAUAUCUACAAACUGAUGACGUCAUCGAAGAUGUAGAAAUAAGCACAGGAAUUUCACAAACUUGCCAAGUUACUGAAGACGUAGAAAUAAGUACAGGUAUUUCGCAAAAAGAUGCAGAUUUUGGUAGUCCAAUUCAAAAAAAAAGAAGAAGCCAGGAUGGCGAAGAAGAAAACGCCGCAAGUAUGGGCGUGAGAAGCGUCUCCGUCUUCAAUAACUCUCUUAAUAUGGCAAUGUCUUACGAUAUCGCCAAAAAUGCAAUUCAAAAGGAAGACAAUUCUUUUUAUGGACUUCCAAGUAAGAUCAAGACCAUGUUUAAAAAACAUAAAGGCAUCGAUGAACUUUAUCAAUGGCAAGAAGAAUGCUUGAAUUUGGAAGCCGUAAAAAAUAGGAAGAAUUUAAUUUACGCCCUACCAACGAGCGGAGGGAAAACUUUAGUCGCUGAAAUUUUAAUUCUCAGAGAAAUCAUGUGCAAUAAGAAAAAUGCUAUCUUAGUUCUUCCAUAUGUCGCUAUCGUACAGGAAAAGGUUCAAGCAAUGGCACCUUUCGGCUUAGGCUUAGAAUUUUUAGUAGAAGAAUAUGCAGCGGGAAAAGGAUCAUAUCCCGUCAAAAAACGAAGGAAAAAGAACAGCGUUUACAUCUGCACAAUCGAAAAAGCAAUGGGAGUUGUUAAUAAUUUAAUAGAAUUGAAUCGUCUCAGUGAGAUUGGAAUUAUAGUCGUUGAUGAAUUACAUUUACUGGGUGAAGGAGGGAGUAGAGGAGCAACUUUAGAGGGCUUGCUGACAAAAGUAAUGUUUUCAGAUGAAAACCUGCACAUUGUCGGAAUGAGUGCAACAAUCGGAAAUUCAAAAGAAAUAGCGGAUUUUCUUAAUGCCGAAGUAUACGAAAACAAUUUUAGACCUGUCAAAAUUCAGGAAUACGUCAAAUCCGGUUCCGAAAUUUGCAAGAUCGAUCUGAAAAGUGAUGAAGUUUUUACAGAUAAAAAAAUUAUAAAUUAUUCCUAUACGCCAGAGUUACUAAAUAUUGAUCCUGAUCAUAUCGGUGGUUUAAUAAUGGAUGUAGUACCAAAAGAUUCUUGCUUAAUAUUCUGUUCGAAUCGUAAAAAUUGCGAGAGCGUUGCAAAACUCUUGUCAAAAGUUCUUCAAAGAAAGCUGCUAGAAGAAAAGAAGGUGGAAAAAAUGUCCUUAGUGAAAGCAUUAAAUAUUGAAGGAGCUUUGUGUCCAAUAUUAAAAAAUACAAUUAGAUACGGUGUAGCAUAUCAUCAUUCUGGACUCACUUCAGAGGAAAGGAAAUUAAUCGAGGAUGCAUUCAGGGAAGGAACAAUCUGCGUUAUAUGCUGCACUUCAACCUUGGCUGCUGGUGUAAAUUUGCCAGCUAGAAGGGUGAUUUUAAGAUCACCCUAUAUCGGACGCGAAUUCUUAAACACAAGCAGAUAUAAGCAAAUGAUUGGACGAGCGGGACGAACAGGAAUGGGAGAAAUUGGAGAAAGUAUAUUGAUUUGCAGAUCUGAAGAAAUUCCGAAGGUGAGGGCAUUACUGACAUCCAAAAUGGAAGACGUGAUCAGUUCUCUUCAUACAGAAGAAGAUAGGGGCAUACACAGUUUAAUAUUGAGUGCAGUUUUGCUGUCUAUCGCAAAAACUAUAAAUGAUCUUUACAGUCUUACAGCGAAGACUCUUCUGAGCGUCCAAAAAAGUCGUUUGGGUGCCAACGUGAAAGAAGUAACUGAUAAGGCAACAUUAGAACUCCUGAAAAAGGGAGUUUUGAAAAUCAAAGGACACAAUGCAACGAAUAGUGAUUCUAAAGAAAACAGUACAGUACUCCCAUCCGGGGAAACCGAAUUAGAGUUAAGUGAUUUGGGUCGCGCUGCAAUGAAAGCUUGCAUCAGUUUGCAAGUCGCAAGUACUUUGAAUGAAGAUUUGAAAGCUGCUCAGAAACACUUGAUUUUGCAAGAAGAUCUCCACCUUUUGUAUUUAUCAACGCCGUAUGAAUUGACAAAUAUGGUGCAUCCAGUGGGCUCGGUUUACCAGGAAGUGGUGAUUAGCUUAAAGGAAAAACAAAUGAACAUCGCGAGGCUGAUUGGGAUUACGGAAGCUUGUGUAUUUAGAUUGGGUUCAGGAGGGAUGCCUAAGAAUGUUCCCGAGAGGGUGAUAAAAAGAUUCUACAUAACUUUAAUGUUGCAAGAAUUGCGAGAAGGUGUAAAUGUUUACGACGUGGCUGACAAGUAUCAAGUAAAUCGGGGAACGAUUCAAUUUCUUUUGAAUUCUGCUGCCUCCUUUGCUGCGUCGGUUGCUCGAUUUUGCGAAGAGUUAGAAGAAUUCUGGGCAUUCAAGGGGAUUUUCACCACUUUUGGAAGAAAACUCGAAUAUUGUUGUUCCAAGGAAUUAGAACCCUUAAUGGAACUACCUUAUAUUAAAGUGGGAAGAGCUCGUCAACUUUUUAAGGCUGGAUAUACAACCCGUGAGUCAAUUGCAAAUGCGACUGUGACUGAGCUUCGAGACAAGAUUGAACACUUGCCAGGAAAAACAGCCUUUCAAAUCAUCACAGCAGCUAACCUUUUGAUCCGCGAGGAGGUGGAAACUCACGAAGAUUUAGCUGCAUUUGCAAUGGAAAAAUUGAAACCUAAAAUCGUAAAUGAUUCAGAGAAUACGAUUGAUUAUUUUGCAACUCCAAAUCAAAUCGAGUUGCAAAGAGAAAUUCAAAGCCAAAGACUGAACGUAUGACGUCAAUUUCGUUUCCUGUUAUUCAAAUUUAAUUUAUAAAUAUGUUAAGUUAUAAGAAUCGUCGGUGAAGUACUGGCAAACUAGAUCAUUAUAAGAAGAUUAUUUAUUUUGUUUAUAAACUCAAAUAACUUAUUUAGAAUGAAGGCGGUAUUUUUGUAGAUCGGGUGAGAAUAAAGUUAUAAUUAAAAGU
Messenger RNA from Belonocnema kinseyi, 3455 nucleotides. It is a transcript of the gene mus301, whose product is annotated as helicase POLQ-like. Gene Ontology annotation, molecular function: ATP binding; nucleic acid binding. NCBI's taxonomy places the organism in Eukaryota, Metazoa, Arthropoda, Insecta, Hymenoptera, Cynipidae. The transcript is spliced from 16 exons. The coding region runs from base 347 to 3265 and encodes 972 amino acids. The record is from RefSeq and is a predicted model, not a curated record.